CCCAAAGUGUGUAAAUUUUGAAUUCCUGGAAUAGGGAUGCCAAUAAAAAGGGGUCAUGUUGCCCCUCAGAAUACCUUUAUAGAUACUUUAAUACAAAAAUUUGACAGUCAAGGUCGAAAAUUCUUGAUUGCCAAUGCUGCCCUACCGGGAGCUCCAAUUAUUUUCUGUAAUGAUGAGUUUUGUUCCUUAUGCGGAUAUUCACGGGCUGAGAUUCUGCGUCGGUCUGCUGGCUUGGAAUUUUUAUAUGGGCCGCUUACAUCAUCUAGAUCUAUCAAGGAUUUGAAAACAGCUCUAUCAGACUGUGAAGAGAAAAUUAUUAUGGCGGUAUUGUGUGAUAAGUCAGGUAAUCAAUUCGCCUGUCAGAUAACAGUUGCUCCAGUUCGUAAUGCCGAAGGUCAAGUUCGCUUGUACAUUUUAACCUUUGUGGUUAGUUCCGAGUUAAGAAAAACAAAAAGUACAAAUUCAUCUAAGAAACCACCAAGUUUAGUGAAAGAAAGAAAAACUAGAAGUGGUUUCUUUCGAAAGCUGUUUGGUAGUCAUUCUGGUGAAUCGGUCGAUGAAGAGGCUAAAACAUCCAGUCAGUCAGUUAUUGUACAUGAACGUAAUGAUGGUACCAGACAACGUACAUCUAAAGAUGAACCAGAAAACUCUACUUCUGCUAUUUCAACUGAUCGAGAUUUAAGCUGUGCUUGCUUGAUGCAAUCGGGUGAGCUGAAACAACCUAUACCACGUGCUCAUUCUGUGGUCAGUGUUCCAUUAAAUGUUCCAAAAGAAUCGAAACGAAGUCGUAAUUAUUUAGUAUGCAGAGGUCAGUCAACUGCAAGUUUAUCUUCACAUGUUUCUCCCGGGAAUUCGACUAUCGGUCUUACACGUGGAUGCGGUGGAAUUGUAGUCAAUACUGAUUCAUGGACAGCAACUCGUCGCCAUGUUUCAGAUAAAGUUGCUGAGAUGUUAUCAAUGGGACCUGAGCUGAAUCCAGAGCAAAAGUUACACUCCCCACGUAUUCAUCCAUUCACCUUAAAACAUUAUGGACCUGUAAAAGCUGUAUGGGAUUGGCUUGUAUUAGGUUUUGUUAUUUAUACAGCUGUAUUCACUCCGUAUGCAGCAGCUUUUCUACUUCCUGAUGCCAAACGUAAACGGCGGCACAAUGAUGGUUGGGGACGUUAUAGUGGUCUUACUUCCUAUCAGAAUCCAUUGCAAAUUAUUGACUUAUUUGUUGAUAUCAUGUUCAUUGUGGAUAUAUUCAUUAACUUUCGUACAACAUAUGUCAAUAGAAAUGAUGAAUUAAUCUCACAUCCCGGUCAAAUUGCUAUCCACUAUUUUAAAGGUUGGUUUUUGAUUGAUGUUGUCGCAGCUAUCCCAUUCGAUUUAUUACUAUUCGGUGCAGAAACAGAUGAGAUGGCUACAUUAAUUGGUUUAUUGAAGACUGCACGUCUUCUACGCUUAGUUCGUGUUGUUCGUAAACUGGAUAGAUAUUCUGAAUAUGGUGCAGCUGUCCUCCUCUUACUUAUGGCAACAUUUGUAUUAAUUGCUCAUUGGUUAGCGUGUAUAUGGUAUGCUAUUGGAAAUGUUGAACGUCAACAAUUCAAUGUACGCAUUGGUUGGUUAGAUCAAUUAGCUGAACAAACUAAACAACCAUUUGGUAAUAGAUCAACACUUGGACCAAGUAUUAAAUCAAAGUAUAUUACAGCAUUGUAUUUUACAUUUUCAAGUUUAACUUCAGUUGGCUUUGGUAAUGUCAGUCCUAACACGAAUCCAGAGAAAAUAUUCUCUGUAUGCGUUAUGUUAGUUGGCUCUUUAAUGUAUGCUGGAAUAUUUGGACAUGUAAGCGCUAUUAUUCAACGCUUAUACAGUGGUACGGCACGUUAUCAUGCACAAAUGUUACGUGUUAAAGAGUUUAUACGCUUUCAUCAAAUUCCAAAUCCAUUAAAACGACGUUUAGAAGAAUUUUUUCAACAUGCCUGGUCGUAUACAAAUGGUAUUGAUAUGAAUUUAGUACUGAGAAGUUUCCCUGAAUGCCUACAAGCUGAUAUCUGUUUACACUUGAAUCGAAAUCUAUUGAACACAUGUCCACCGUUUAAAAAUGCUAGUCAAGGUUGCCUAAGAUCGCUUGCAUUGAAACUGAAAACUACUCAUGUCCCACCGGGUGAUACACUUGUUCACAAAGGUGAUGUAUUAAACUUUCUGUGUUUUAUUGCUCGUGGUAGUAUUGAAAUCAUGUAUGAUUGUAAUGAUAUACUGGCUGUACUUGGACAAGGCGAUGUAUUCGGUGAAAAUCCAACUGAUUAUAUUAGUAUGGGCCAGUCAAAGUAUAAUGUGAAGGCGUUAACCUAUUGCGAUUUACAUCGAAUACAACGUGAUGAUCUGUUAGAAAUUUUAGAAAUGUAUCCUGAAUUUGCGAAACAAUUUAAAAAGGAAUUAGAAAUCACUUUUGAUCUACGUGAUUAUUCUGAUCCGUGUCUUCUUAAUCCAGAAUUAGUACAACCAUCAGUUCAACUAGCCAGAUACGCCUCUCCUGAACAUGUCGAUUUAACUGAUGAUAAUGAUAUCGAUGAUGACGAUGAUGAUGACGACAAAUCUGAUAAUGAUGAUGAUGAAGAUGAUGACAUGAAUCGAGAUGUCGGUGACGGUGUCAGUGUCGGUGGUGACCGUGUCAAUUAUGAUCAUCGGAAAAUGGACAUUGAUGAUUGUCUUAAAAUUCAUCGGACUGCUGAUAUGACAGAUGUACAGGUUAUGCCAUUUAUCGAUUGUUUCUCAAAUAACCAAUCACCAAUUGAUCCUGUUAUAUCUUCACAUAUACUACCGUCUGCAAAAUAUGAGUAUCGUAGUCACUAUCCAUAUAAUCCUAAUUUAUUCACUUCUACUGAUGAUUCAGAGAUAAAGGAUAAGACAACUGAUCAACCUGUACAUAGUAGCAAUGUACUGCCUGAUGAUACAGUUGACAUUUCUCAACGACCAUUCACAACUCCACUUUCUUAUCACUCCACAAUGUACCAUAGUAGUAGUAAUAACAACAACAGACAAUGCUGUGAAGAAUUAAAUCCUGUUGAACAAGAAAGUCUAGAAACAAUCGAAUCAUCAGAUGUUAUGCUGAAUUUGUUAAAACGUUUAGGCUCUAUGGAAAAUAAUCUUUCAUCGCUAGAAGAAAGGCUCAAUAGUGAACUGAAUCAAAUAUCUGAAUUGAUCGACUCGUGUUGAUUGUAUUAUGUAUUGUAGAUUAAAUUAUUUUCAACUCAUUUUUUUGUUAAUUACUUCUCUAGAUUAUGAAAAGAAAAUAAAGGGGAAUAAUUAAAAUAUUUGUACAAUUUUUAUUAUUAUUAUUAUACUUGUAUCAAUUAUACUGUAGAUAGACGACGCAUUGUGCAAUAUAUUUUAUCUCUUUUCAAAUAUUAUCACUCAAUAUGUGUAAUUAAUUAAAUACAUGCAUUUCAAGUUUAUUGUUAUUAUUGAAAAAGAGGUAUGGAAAACACUCUUAACCCCCUCCCCCUUUCAUACUCACUCAUUCAUUCACUUAAUUAGCCUUUUAGUUGUACAAUUGCCAGUUCUUUUUGUCUAUCUCAACUUUUGUUCUGUUUGGCCGGAUAUGUGAGGUUGAUGUGGUGGCGAAUGAAUGAAGAAAUCUUUCACCUUUUAUCCUUAAUGAUUUUAGUGACAAUAUUUUUGCCUGUAAUUAGAGUGAGUUCAUUCCUAGUGUAUUAUUCACAGAGCCGAUAUAUAUAUAUAUAUAUAUA
Molecule: messenger RNA, 3731 nt
Organism: Trichobilharzia szidati
Lineage: Eukaryota; Metazoa; Platyhelminthes; Trematoda; Strigeidida; Schistosomatidae
Source: the annotation of a GenBank genome assembly